AUGUGUAGACCGAUGAAUAAGGAAAAGAUAUUGGAUUGCGCAUUUAUGGAAGGCGAAAGUAUGGGUGUGGUAUUGCAGAGCGGAAAGGCGCUUAAGCUCUAUUUUAACCCGUGUAAAUCAACUAAAUUGAAGGUCCUCUUUUAUCAUUAUCUUUAA
Messenger RNA from Theileria annulata, 156 nucleotides. RefSeq lists its product as uncharacterized. The record is from RefSeq and is a predicted model, not a curated record. Lineage: Eukaryota; Apicomplexa; Aconoidasida; Piroplasmida; Theileriidae. The transcript has a single exon. Bases 1 to 156 code for a protein of 51 amino acids.